AUGCAGCAGCCGUUGGUGGCGGAGAUCGUCGGCUCGGCGGUCGUCGGCGAGGCCGUCAGCCGGAUAUGCUCGUAUCUUAUCGGCCGGGCUGCGGCCGACGAAGCUGUCGGAGAUGCCGAGCAGAACGAGGAGAGGAUGGAGGUGGCGCUGCUCAGGAUUCAGGCCGCCGUCGAGGAGGCCGGCAGCUGGCACAUCACCAACCGCCCGGUCGUGCGGUGGCGCGACAGGCUAAAGCGCGCUGCCGGCGAGGGAGAGUGCGUCUUGAGGGAGCACAGGCAGCGACGCCGGCGCGUCGCCGACGACGAUGAUGCGCACCGGCACCGCCUCUGGUUACCGAGGUGCGUUGCCCGCGCUGCUGGCAGGAAGCUCUUCGCCGCCGUCGGCGGUGGGGACGGGCAGCGGCUGAGCGGCGGUACCGUGCUGCGGUUCGAGCGGCUCGCCGACGGCGUGGGAGACUUCGUGAGGCUCGUCGAGAGCGGCGGCCGCGCCAAGCGCUUCGUGCCGUUCCAUCCGGUCGCGGCGUCGCUGCUCGCGCGGCGACCGACGAGCUGCUCCGUCAUGUCGCCGGCGUCGCCAGGUACCACGGCGCACGCCUUCGCGUUCCCGGACCUCACGUCACCGUGGCGCCGGCCGCGCGCGCACGUCUUCUUCCUGUACACGGACGCCGUCACCGGCGAGAAGCUUGAACUAUUCGUGGAGCUCGUCAUCUCGGAGAGCGCCGAUGUCAUGGCGAUCGCGCUCGCCUCCAUGGACGCCCUACCGCCGCACUUCCGCUUCGCCUCCGCCGCCGCCUUCGGCAGCUUCCACCGCCUGCAGGCGCAGGACAUGUCACACGACGGCGACGACGGCCACCACCACCUCCCCGCCUGGGACGCGCACUACUGCAGCCAGCCAUCCCGGUACGAGCAGCCGGAGUGGAUGGCCGCCGGCUACGGCGACGAACCCGCAGCAGUGGCGGCGCUGCCGGAGCACGUCCUCUACGUGGUCGCCGAGUGGGACAGCCCGGCGUCAAACACCCGGCCGCCGCCCGUCCACGUCAGCUACCACCUCGGUCGGCAGUGCGCGGACUGGCCGGUGCGGGGGGAGGAGAUGGCAGGGCGGAUCCUGGACGGCGGGUUCGGGACGCGAGCGCGGCGCGUCGAGAGGUACUCGGACGCCGGCGCGAAGACGUUCGACGGGCUGGUGAUGCAGACGGUCGACGGCUUCCGCCACGGAACCGGGCCGACGGCGCCGGCGGGGCAGGUGGUGCGGUGGUGCUUCGUGUCCGGGUGGGUGGUGUACUUGUCCGUCCGGGGCAUCGGCGCCGGACCGCCGUACGAAGUCGUCGGCUACGAACGAUGAUGCCAUUCUUGCACCACCGUAACGUUCGAUUGUUAUUUAGUGUUAAUGUAUCUGUAUGCGGAACGAGAUCAUCUGACCUUAAGUUAGAGGAACUUAGAACAUUCAGUGGCGAAAAUGCAGCCUCCC
Oryza brachyantha (malo sina) is the source of this 1467-nucleotide messenger RNA. RefSeq lists its product as uncharacterized. The record is from RefSeq and is a predicted model, not a curated record. Bases 1 to 1341 code for a protein of 446 amino acids. The transcript has a single exon. NCBI's taxonomy places the organism in Eukaryota, Viridiplantae, Streptophyta, Magnoliopsida, Poales, Poaceae.